GUAGUUCGCAUAGCACUGUGUAGUUGGACGAACAAAUCAACCUUUGACGAAGCUCUACCAGGAUGAACCAUUGUAUAAGAACCAGACUGCUGUUGAAAAGAUUUCGGUCACAGCUGAACCGUUUGACUCGCCAGUUAUGUGAUAAAGUACCAGAUUCUCGGUCAUCAGAUGGAGUGAAUCAGAUUGAGAAUAAUAAACAAGAAGAGAGAGAGUAUAUUCCUGCAGGAGGGAAGGCCAGAAGCGUGAAAGAUGUCAUGAUGGAAGAGCUAAAGCCAGCGUUUAAAGGUCAGAUAACAAGUAUAGAAGCACCGAUACCUCGUCAUACGGAUGUCGUCAUUUUAGGAGGAGGUUUAGUUGGCACAGCAGUGGCCUACUUUCUUACACAGCACUCAUCGGGAAUGUACGAUGUUACAGUUAUAGAGAGAGAUUAUGCAUACACACGAGCAUCGUCUAUGCUUUCUGCUGGUGGUAUAAGGCAUCAGUUUACGAUACCAGAAAACGUACAGAUGUCAAUGUUUACUUCAGAAUUUCUUAAACAAUACAAAGAACAUCUCAGUGUAUAUGGCCAAGAUCCCCCUGAAGUGUGCUUCCAUCACCAAGGUUACUUGUUUUUGGCUCCUCCAGACAGAGUGGAAUUUUUAGAGAGUUGUGUAGAUAUGCAAAGAAAAUGUGGAGCAAAGACUGUGAUGCUUUCAAAGACACAACUAGCUGAGAAAUACCCAUGGCUGAAUCUUGAUGGUAUUGAAGCAGGAUCUUUAGGGACCUCAGGAGAGGGAUGGUUUGACCCCUGGCAGCUCUUGCACUCACUGAAGGCAAAAAACAUAACCAACAAUGUGAGGUAUUGUGAGGGAGAAGUGGUUAAUUUUACAUUUGAAGAAAAAGAAAGUGCGACUUCAGAUGGAAUCCAAAUGAGAAAAAAGAUUGUAGGUGUGGAUGUUGACCAUAAGAAUGGGAAGCGAUACGGUUGUGGUGCUAGCUUUUUUAUCAAUUGUGCUGGACCAUGGGCUGGCGAGAUUGCUAGAAUGGCAGAAAUAGGCGCAGGAGAGAAGGGCAAUGAGUUACCAUUACCAGUUGAACCAAGAAAGAGAUAUGUAUACACAAUACAUUGUCCAGAUGGUCCCACACUUGACACCCCUUUCCUGAUUGAUCCCUCUGGGGUGUAUUUCCGCAGAGAGGGGCUUGGAGGACAUUAUAUAUGUGGUGCUUCUCCAACUGAGGAGAAUGAACCCAACAUUAAUGAUCUGUGUGUUGACUAUGAGUUUUUCAGUGAUUAUGUAUGGCCUUCGUUAGCGAAUAGAGUUCCAGCAUUCAACAAUUCAAAGCUGAAAUCAGCGUGGGCAGGUUACUAUGACUACAAUGUAAUUGACCAGAACCUUGUUAUCGGACCUCAUCCUUACCAUCGGAACUUGGUGUUUGCUAACGGCAUGUCAGGACACGGUGUGCAACAGGCUCUUGCGAUAGGAAGGGCCAUUUAUGAACUUGUGUUUUAUUCAGAGUACCAAACAAUCGACUUGUCAAGGUUUCAUUUUGACAGGUUUAUAAACGAUUCACCACUCAGGGAACAUGCAAUUGUUUAGAAUUUUUUCAAGGGAUAUUAUUGCAAUGCUCUUUUACUAUACUUCUGGAUAUUUUGGACAUGUUAAUUGAUUGGCUUUCUUCGCCAUCCCGGUUGAAAGGUGAAAAUUGAAUAUACCAAAACUAGACAAGAUAAAAAUAGUGAAAAGUGUGAAAUGGCAAAUAUUACAGAAGCCAAAUUUGUACCAUUAUAGUUACUGAUAAAACCAUCCAAAAUUGUACCAUACCAAAAUAAACCAAAUUUAAGGUAUUAAUUCCAGACUCAGAGCAAAAAGUCACCUUGAUUUUUAGCUCACCAGUCACAUAGUGACAGGGAGAGCUUUUGUGAUCGCCCUUCGUACGUCGCCCGUCCACAAUUUCCUUGUGAACACGAUAGAGACCACAGUUCGUAUUUGAUUUUAAUCAAACUUGCACACAACUUGUAUGGGCAUAAUAUCUCGGUUCCUUUCAAAAACUGGUCAGAUCCUAUCAUGGGUUCCAGAGUUAUGGCCCCUUAAAGGGCCAAAAUUUGUUAUUUUUUGCUUGUGAACACGAUAGAGACAACAUUUUGCAAUCAACCUUAAUCAAACUUGCACACAACUUGUAUUGGCAUAAUAUCUCGGUUCCUUUCGAAAACUGGCCAGAUCCCAUCAUGGGUUCCAGAGUUAUGGCCCAUUAAAUGUCCAAAAUUUGCUAUUUUGGCUUUUGCAGCCAUAUAGAGACUUCAUUUAUGGUUUGAUUUGAUACAAACUUGCAACAUAUCUUCAACAACAAUAAAUCUUGGAUUCCAUGAUGAAUCUGUCAGAUUCAGUCAUAGGUUCUGGAGUUAUUUUAUAUCUGAUUACCUCCCCUGAUUUUAAUCAAAAUGGAUUUAUAUCAGUAAGUACUUAUAGGACUCAUUUAAAAUUUCAUUAUUGUUAUUAGUUGGACUCAGACAAUCAGGGUAGAUAACUAUGGACUUAUUUUAUGUCAAAUUACCUCCCUUUAUUUCAAAUUAAAAUGGGUAUAUCUCCAUAACUAAUGAAGAUACUGAUCUGAAAUUUCAUUUAUGCCAUCAGAUGGACUUGGACAAUCAGUGAAGAUACAUAUUGACUUUAGUUUAUGACAAAUUACCUCCCUUUAUUUUUUAUGUAAAUGAAAAUACCUAGCAGCUUCUAAUGAGAUUGGUUUGAAACGUUAUUUAUGUCUUCCAUGGUAAGAAAUUUCUACUUUUACUUCCUUUUCUAAUAUAUUGUUGUAAAGGCUUGUACUCUGUAUCUUCUACAUGAAUGCAUGAUUACCUCCCCUGAUUUUAAUAAAAAUGGAUUUAUCCCAGUAAGUAUUUAUAGGACUCAUUUGUAAUUUCAUUAUUGUCACUAGUCGGACUGAGACAAUCAGGGUAGAUAAGUUUGGGCUGAUUUUGUGUCAAAUUACCUGCCUUUGUUUCAAAUUAAAAUGGGUGUAUCUCAGUAAUCAAUGAAGAUACUGAUUUGAUAUGUCAUAUAUGCCAUCAGAUGAACUCGGACAAUCAGGGUAGAUAACUUUUGACUGAAUUUAUGACAAAUUACCUCCCUUUACUUUUUAUGUAAAUGAAUAUACCUCAGCAGCAUCUAAUGAGAUUGGUUUUAAAUGUUAUUUAAGUCUUCCAGGGUAAGGAAUAGUCAUGCUUGUACAAAAAUGCAGCAUUUGAGCCUAGGACCCUCAAACUUGCUAUGGAGAUUGGCCCUGACUAGUAUGUGAUCGAAAAAGGGACUGUUACAAGAAAAUAUUUAUCCUGAUGAUAUUCAGUGUGUAUGCCUAUGUGAUAUAUGUCAAAAUUUGAUCUUAUCAUUAAGAGCAAUGGUACUCAGGUGAGUGAUAUAGGGCCAUCAUGGCCCUCUUGUAUAUUAUUUUGACCAUAGCUCAUGAUCUUCAUCAUUUCUUUAUCACCUGACUGAUAUGGCUAAAAUGUUAAAAAAUUUGGGUAAUUUUUUGCUCCGAGUCUUACAGGUGUUACUCCCUAAGUUUGAUUACUGAACAAGGAAUAGGCAAAUUGAGUUAUAUCCCAAAAAACAGUAUCUGAGUUGUGAUAGGAGUUCAUACAAUGUUUUGGAGGAUAUUGAAUUCUCAUUGAUAAUUCUCAGUCAUUGACAUGUGAUAUAAAGUUUUCAUGUUUAAGGGAGAAUGGUUAAGUUUGUAGUAAACCAUUCAAUAAAUCUGAAGAGUAUUUUAAUAAUUAUGUCUCCCUCAAGAUUUGGUGGAGAGACAUACUGUUUUUGGUUUGAUCAUCUGUCCAUCGGUUACAAAAAAUUGUCUGCUCUGUUGUUUUUUUUUUCUUCAGAUUUUAAAAUCACUUUGCACGAAAGCUUGACAUUAUGAGAUGAUAUGCUGAAUGCAACCUUCAGUCAUGGGGGUUCAACAUCAAGGUGUUACAGUGAGCAGGGUUCAAAUUUAGCCAGAUUUUCUAUUUGCAUUUUUUCGCAAGUGUUUUUUUUUUUAACUUGCUAAAUGAAAAAACAACUUGCAUUUUCCGCGACUUGUCACUGUAUUAGAACAUUAACACAAACAUCCAUGUGACGAGUCCAGCCAAUCGUAUUUGCGCUAUAUAAAUAGUAACUUAUUAUAGAUUACCAAAAAACCCACCGGAUGCGGUAAACUUCAUCAAAAUUGGCGCAGGUACUUGUCAGCAGUUGAAAAGACAUGCGCACGGGACAUGUAUCGAGUGUAAACUUCCGUUUACGACGAAAGAUGAAAGAGUGCUCUGAAAUUCGUUCUGCAAAUGACAAUGCGCUGCAAUGACCGCGAGUUGUUAAAGAAAAAACAGUGUAAGAUAGAGAUGACCGUUAGAAAUGCACAUUAUUCGGCCAAAAAUUUUCACUCGCAAAAAAAUGCUGAUGUCUGAAAUCUCACCUCGCAGUUUGAAAUUUGCACUCGCAUUUUGCGAGUAUGCGAGCUUAAAUUCGAACCCUGGUGAGAUCAAGUAGGCAGUAUUUUAUGUCUACUCUGUAUCAUUUCACCCCUUGGAGGAUUUUAAAGUAUUUUCUCACAAAUAUUUGUCGUAAUGAGAUAGCGUCGAGAAGACAACUUUCUGACAAUUUGUUGAAGGUCAAGGUUGUGAAGUGAGAUCAGAAGUCGGAUAGGCAGUACAUGUUUUUCAUGUCCUUUCCAUACUUUUUAAGCCCCUAGGAUUUUCAAAAAACUUGUCAGAAAGCAAAUUUCAGUCUUUUCAGUUUAAGGUCAAGGUCACACAAUGAACUGAAAGGUCAGAUAGGCAGUAUUACUUGUCUACUCCAUAUCUUUUUAUCCCUUUGAAGUGUUUUCAAUAACUUGGCAGACAUGCAAAACACAGUGUUCAGUAAUGUCACUUCAAGGUCAAGGUCUUGAAGUGAGGUCAAAGGUGAGGUAGGCAGAAUGUUAUGUACACUACAUAUCUUUUUAACCCAUGAAAGGAAAUAACAUGACACAAGAGUUUGCCUUCUCUAUAUUACAAGUAUUUUGAGUCAGUAGAGCAAAGUUCUGGAAAAAGUCGUUAUGUCAAAACAGUAUUACUAAAAGAUUUCUUGUACGUCGAGACGGCAAGAAGAUUUCAUCAGUGCAAGACCAUAUCUCUGAUCCCAAAUAUGGUGGUUAUUGAUGACUUGUAAAUUAUGUUGACAGGCUGUAUGUCCAUGAAACCUGUUAUGCAUGUGAUAUAGGUUCUGUUUGAAGAUAUUAUCAAUUAUUUUUUUAUACACCCGUCUCUGAAACAGCGGGGCGUAUUAUGUGAACACCCGUGGCAGCAGGCGGGCGGUCGGCGUCCAAAGCAUUUCCGCUCUCUAAGUCGAACAGUUUUCAUCGGAUCUUCACCAAACUUGCUUACAAUGUUUGUGGGCAUAAUAUCUCAGCCAAGUUCGAUAACCAGCCAAAUCGCCCCAGGCACUCUUGGAUUAUGGCCCUUGAAUUACUCGAAAAACUGCGAAUUUAGCCUUGUCCGCACUCUAAGUCGAACAGUUUUCAUCCGAUCUUCACCAAACUUGCUGACAAUGUUUGUGGGCAUAAUAUCUCGGCCAAGUACGAUAACCACCCAAAUCUCCUCAGGCACUCUUGGAUUAUGCCCCUUGAAUUAGGCCAAGUUCGAUGACGGGCGUAUUUUGUGACAGUCUGGCACUCUUGUUGUUGUUUUAUAUAUAACCGAAUCAGAUCUCUUUGCUUUGUUAACAUGCAUUUAGAAAUGUUCUUUAUUUGUUGCUGUAUAUUCAUGAUAAUAAACAGUUGUAAAAUUCUUACUUGUUUUUUAGCUCGACUGUACAAAGUAUAUGGAGAGUAUCCUACUCAACCCGGGGUUGGCAUCGGCGUCCUUCCGCGUCCCCACCUUGGUUAAAGUUUUUUUACACUCCCGUUUUAUGCCCACGAAGGGAGGCAUAUUAGUUUUCAACUGUCCAUCCGUUCGUUCGUUCGUCACAACGUUAACUUUUUGCAUGAAGGCACUUUACUAGUGAACCACUGCACCCAGGACCUUCAAGCUUCACUAGCUGAUAGUACUUAUUGAGUACAUGACCUCUACUUCCUUUGGGGUCACCAGGUCAAAGGUCAAGGCGCUGCGGGGGCAUAUGUCACCAUAGUGACAGCUCUUGUUUCUCCUUAUCUCUGUAAUUACUUGAUGGAUUUGUUUCAAACUUAAAAUAGUUAUUCCUCAUCAUCACCCACAUCAUAUGGCACAAGGGCCAUAACUCUCACACUAAUAUUUCAUGAAUUAUCCCCCCUUUUUACUUAGAAUUUCAGGUUAAAGUUUUGAUGCACUUUCAUUCUAUCUUAAUUAUUACUAAAUGGAUUUGAUUCAAACUGAAAGUAGUUGUUCCACAUCAUCUCCCACAUCAUAUAACACAAGGUCCAUAACUCUGGUACCAAUAUUUAAUGAAAUAUCCCCCACCUUUACUUAGAAUUUCAGGUUCAAGUUUAGAUGCACUUUCACUCAAUCUCAGUUAUUACUAAAUGGAUUUGAUUCAAACUUAAAAUAGUUGUUCAACAUCAUUAUACACAUCAUAUGACACAAGAGCCAUAACUCUUGCACCAAUAUUUCAUGAAUUAUCUCCCCUUUUUACUUAGAAUUUCAGGUUAAAGUUUUGGUGCAUUUCACUCUAUCUUAGUUAUUACUAAAUGGAUUUGAUUCAAACUUAAACUAUUGUUCCACCUUACCACCCACAUCAUAUGACACAAGGUGCAUAACUCUGGCACCAAUUUUUCAUGAAUUAUCCCCUCUUUUACUUAGAAUUUAAGGUUAGUUUUGAUGCAUUUUCUCUAACCUUAGUAAUUACUAAAUGGAUUUGAUUCAAACUAGUUGUUCCACAUCAUAUGACACAAGGUGUAUAACUCUUGCACCAAUAUUUUAUGAAUUAUGCCCCCUUUUUGCUUAGAACUAUACUUAUUUAGUGUUUUGAUACACUUAAUAUCUCUUAUAACUCAAUAUUUUUGACACAGACUCAAGCUAUUGUGCAAUAUCUUCAUCCACAAUUGGAGUCAUUAAAUACUCCAGUGACAGCUCCAGCUUCCUCAGAUGUGCCCCGUUAAACUAUCCAGCAUCGAAAUAGUCAAGCGCGCUGUCUCCUGUGACAGCUCUUGUUUAAAUAUGUUUUAUACAUCUUAGUUUUAAAAAAUUGUUGCUGUUCAUUUAUACAUGUUCAUGAACAUUAUCCAAGAAAACUAACUUUUUAAGCAGGUUUUUCAAUUGAAUGUGAAAUGUUACCAUCGAGUACAUAUCUAGGUUUUCUGCCCCAAAAAUAGAAACAACUUUGCUCAGGGUAUAUCAGUUUGGAUUGAUAUAUUAAGGUGAAACUUGGUCUAUAGGUAUCUUGUAGAAAAUCUAGUGUUGGAAUUGUGUAAGAUACCUUUUGUCAAUUUGUAUUAGUGAAAAAAAAAUCCUGAAAAUAAAAAAUGGUUGCCUUUUAUUUUGUCUUUUUGUGUUCAAGAAUAUGAGCCGUGCCAUGAGAAAACCAACAUGGUGGCUUUGCGACCAGCAUGGAUCCAGACCAGCCUGCGCAUCCGCACAGUCUGGUCAGGAUCCAUGCUGUUCGCUAACAGUUUCUCUAAUUGCAAUAGGCUUUGAAAGCGAACAGUAUGGAUCCUGACCAGACUGCGCGAAUGCGCAGGCUGGUCUGGAUCCAUGCUGGUCGCAAAGCCACUAUGUUGGUUUUCUCAUGGCGCAGCUCAAAUAGUUUCUGUAAAAUUACUGGGUUUAUUUUAUCAAUUUUUGUUCAAGAAAUAGUCCAUGUAAAAAAGAAAUGUUUGUUUAUUUGUUAUUAAGAAAAUAGUUCAUGUCACUACUAAUACACAGUAAAUACUGUCGUCAAGGACUUUGAUGAAAGGAUAAAAAUUAAUAGAUUUACCUUUGAGCAAUAUUGACUUUAUUACUUACCCACAAUCCCUCACAAGCACCUUUUAAACUUUUCUGUUUUUAACAAUAGCAUAUUUAAAUAAAAAGAUUUUAAAGAUGAAUUUCAAUGGGUUUUACCACUUCUACUAACAGCUGCCAUUUCAACCGAUACAUUGUCAUAUCAUAUAAAUUUUUGCCCUUGCCAACCGUUCGCGUGACUGUUACAUCUGCACGGAAUAUAGAGAGAUCUUAUCCUUUCAUGAAAAUCCUUGCUGUCAUGGCAGUUUUUCUUCUAUUUGAAGAUUUGCAUUGUUAUUCGGAGCAGUUUUUCCCAUUAAUUAUGUAUUAUUUCUGCCAGAUAGAUGCAUUUGGAUUUGAACAAUAUAUUCUGCUAUAAAUUAUAAUGUCAUGCAUAAUUUCUGCUAGAUUGAUGCAUGUUUUGAAUACAUUUUCAUGAAAUUCUUUCAAAUUUUGCAUGAAUUUGAUAAAUAAAAUUUUCUCAAGGUAUGUACGACUUGAAAAUGGCAUAUUUUCAAUUUUGUAGCUAAAAUUGAGUUCUUAAUGACACUUUGUACUGUUUUUAUUUCCGUAAUGCUCUGAAACAGAUUUUUUUCAUUUUUACAUUGUUUUAUGCAAUUAUUAUGUUAAUCUUUAUAGUUUCUCUAGUCUAAACAUAUAACCAGUAGCCAGGGAUUUUCAAAUUUUUGUCUUGCUAAUUUGUAUAUUAUACCAAGUUACUCAAUACCUGUUUUAUCCAUUAAGCCUUAUCAUGCUGAACAUGAUUGAUUUUUCCUUUGUACCAUUUACUAUUAAAAAAAAACAGGGGGGUGCUUACCAAAAAGAUACUGACUGAAUAGCGAACAGUGCAGACCAUGAUCAGACUGCAUGGAUGACUGAUCUUGGUCUGCACUGUUUGCAAAGGCAGAAUCACUUGCCACCAACAGGCUAAAGGUUAAUGUAUUACAUGAUUGAUGUUCUUACAUUUAUAAUACACAUUGUCUUUGUUUGAAACAUUAAGAUUUAAAAAAAAAACAUUUGAAAAUUAAAAAUUGGCACUGGUCUUGUCUUCAGUAAAAGGAUAGGAUGCAACUAAGCGGUUUGAUUUAGUCUGUUUCUGAGAGAUAGAGUUAAAAAAAAAUGUCAUCCCUAUGUCUGACUGACUAUUCAAGGGGUGAUGCAUUUUGUCUUGGGUUGGACUUCACCAUGGCAGUGCAGAUACUUUAAAAUUCUGUACAUCAAGUAACAUCAGAGUGUGACGAUUACAGAUCAGUUGUGGAAAAUAUAACACUAGAAUGUGUAAAUAAAUGGCUUUAACCCUUAUCAUGCUGGACAUGAUCUGUUCCGCCUUUGUGACCAGUGUAGACCAAGAUCAGCCUGCACAUCCUUGUAGUCUGAUCACGGUCUGCAACUGUUCGCCUUUCUGUCAGUAUAUUUUUGAUAAGCACGCCUUUUAACAGUUAAUGGUAUUGUCUAAAAUGAAAGACGGACUAGUUCAUUAUAAAAAUUGAGCAGGGUAAGGGUUAAUCACAAUUUCUGGUUUCUGUAGCAGCCACUUACUGCUGGUUAAAACACAGUAUCUUCAUAAGCACAUACUCAUUUGCUUUAAGGCUGUUCAGUGCAAGUGAUACUGGAAAAUUUACUGUAAAAGUCUAAUAUUUUGCGACUAGUUUUUUUCCACGUUUUCUGAUGCGAAUUUUUUAAUUCAGGAUUCACAACAUUGGCCUUCUUGGCCAAUUAUGUCUCCCACACCACUGUGGUGGAAGACGUAUUGAUUUACUCCUGUCUUUGUGUGUGUCCGUCUGUCAGUCUGUCACAAAUCUUGUCCGCGCUCUAAGUCGAACAUUUCUCAUCCGAUCUUCACCAAACUUGAACAAAAUGUGUUUGCUAAUGAGUCCUCGGCCAAGUUUGAUAACUUGCCAAAUAGGCCCAGGCACUUCGGAAUUAUGGCCCUUGAAUUACCGAAAAUACCGAUGCCAGUGAUACAGGUCUUGGUGCAUGGUGGACUCUAAGAUACAUAAUGAAAGGCCAUUCACUCCAAAACUUACUCCAAAACUAUUAAAGGUAUAUUUUCUGAGUAAACAUUAUAUAAAGACAGACUUACUAUUCAAAUGAUUAGGCAGUUGUUUGAGACAUGCACUUUUCUCAAAAGCAGCUCUAGUAUUUAGACUGAAAUUUAGCAAUACAGAUGAAUUCGCGAAAAGGUUCAUUCGCGAAAAUAAAAGCCUUGCAAAAAAUAUACUUUACAGUACUCAACCUCAGUUACUGCUGUGCCAUUUCCUGCCAUUUAUCGAGAUAUUUUAGUGUCCUAGAUUCCAUAAAUGAUCUUUUAUUGCAUAGAUAUUACAUACAGAGACUAUACUACAGCCAUGGUUAGUGUCACAUUUUAGCCAGACUGGAUAUAUGAUACUGGCCUGUUUAUUUGACCGCUAUUUUCAACUUGAGAACAUGUUAAUUAUGGUUGUAAUAUUUAUUUCAGUACAUUUCAUGUCAAAAUGAUGUUUUAUAUAUUUUAAGUUACUGAUCAAAGGUAAACAAGUAUUUUAAACGAUAAUCAGUUUGUUAAUUGGCCUGAUUUUUCUUUUUUUUUGUCAAACCCAGGCAUUUCAUUUUCAUGUAUACAAUAGAAUAAACACCAUGUUUAUCCAGUAACAAAGCGGAUUUAUUUAAAUAAGAUUCUUAAGAUUAGCCUAAAAUGUAUGUGAUUUAUUUUGUACAAGGAUUGUUGCAGUUUUGUUUAAGAUUAUGCAACUUUAUAUUUGGCAGUACCUACAUUUUAAUUAGGUUUUUGUUGCAGUUAAUGAUGCAUUUAAUGAUGUUUUUACACGAAUAAAUUUUUUGUAAAAGAA
This is a messenger RNA of Mercenaria mercenaria, 10707 nucleotides long. RefSeq names its product FAD-dependent oxidoreductase domain-containing protein 1-like. The record is from RefSeq and is a predicted model, not a curated record. Gene Ontology annotation, cellular component: cytoplasm. Gene Ontology annotation, molecular function: oxidoreductase activity. Lineage: Eukaryota; Metazoa; Mollusca; Bivalvia; Venerida; Veneridae. The transcript has 11 exons. Bases 63 to 1577 code for a protein of 504 amino acids.